AUGGGAAAUCAGAAAUAUCAUGAAAACUUCUAUGAGCUACUCAUGUGUGGACAAUUUUUCCUAAAUACUGAUGUUAUGGAUACUGAUUACUGCUCAAGUCCAGGCGACGUCAAAGGUGUGACCGAGGCAUCCAGUCCACGAACCAUCAAAAUUCCCGAGAGCCAAAACAAAUUGCGGCAGCAGGAGUUAACCGGGCCCCCGGUCAAAAGGGUCAGAAAUGGUGAGGAAUUUAAGAUAUCAGUGCGGGGCCCCUGUCCUUUUAGCAAAGGGGGCGGGGUCUUAACAGAACCAGCGAGCUUUGGGUCCCCCACAGAAGACAACAAAGGAGAGGAAUCUGUAUUUGUAAGAAGCUUGAUCUUGUUGCAGAGAAACGACAUAGCCAUGGCCAUCACGAAGUACGAUCAGUUUGACUUUCUGAUUGACAUCGUGCCCAGAGAUGACUCAAACCCCCAAGAGCAGGGAGGAGUCGAGUCGGACGGGUGUCCCUGCUGA
Molecule: messenger RNA, 492 nt
Organism: Penaeus monodon (black tiger shrimp)
Lineage: Eukaryota; Metazoa; Arthropoda; Malacostraca; Decapoda; Penaeidae
Product: nuclear transcription factor Y subunit gamma-like
Exons: 4
Coding region: 1-492 (163 amino acids)
Molecular function (GO): protein heterodimerization activity
Source: RefSeq, a predicted model, not a curated record